This is a messenger RNA of Erigeron canadensis, 1491 nucleotides long. RefSeq lists its product as uncharacterized. Bases 186 to 1238 code for a protein of 350 amino acids. The transcript has 8 exons. The record is from RefSeq and is a predicted model, not a curated record. Lineage: Eukaryota; Viridiplantae; Streptophyta; Magnoliopsida; Asterales; Asteraceae.
UAAAAUUUAGGGUUUAACAGUUUGAUUGCCACGCCCAAAAUAUUUCCCGCGAAAUAGUAACUUCUUGUUUUCUUACCUCUAAUUCUUCCUCAUUUGUUUUAUAAUAACAAUAAUAAUAAGAGGAAGAAGAAGAAUCUGGAAGCCCUGAAAUUCAUCUUUUUAUUGAUAGAAUAAAAUAGAAAAGAAUGGCGGGUGAUAUUAUUAGGCAGAGAGCAGCAGCAGCAGUCAUGUACCAUUACCCGUGCCCAGACGGCGCAUUUGCCGCUUUAGCCGCCCACAUUUACUUCUCUUCUCUUUCUUCUUCAUCAAUUGCUCCUCCAUUGCCGCCGCCUCUCUUCUUUCCGAACACGGUUUAUUCCCCUGUCAAGGUUGAAGAGCUUCCCUUGGAACAGAUUGGUGAUGUGUAUCUUCUUGAUUUCGUUGGACCUCCCGGUUUCGUUCAGCAGCUCUCCUCCAAAGUUAACCGUGUGAUAAUAUUAGAUCAUCAUAAAACUGCACUCAAGAUGAUCGAUGAUGGUGAGUUUGCCUUCACGAAUGUGACAAAGGUGAUAGAUAUGGGAAGGAGCGGGGCAACCAUUGCCUAUGAUUUUUUCAAGGAAAAAGUCUUAUCACUUGAAAACGUGAACAAUUCGAGUGGUCGUGAACUGGGUAUUUAUAAUUUUGAAUGCUCCCGGAAGCUGUUUGAAUAUAUUGAGGAUGCGGACCUAUGGAGGUGGCGUCUUCCGAACAGCAAAGCUUUCAGCAGUGGUUUAAAAGAUAUGAAUCUUGAAUUUAACGUGACGUUAAAUCCCUCGUUGUUUGAGCAGUUGCUAUCUUUGGAUGUGGAACACGUCAUAAAUCAAGGCUUGAGCAGUUUAUCGCAGAAGCAAAAUUUAAUAAACGAGGUACUGGACCAGUCGUAUGAGAUUGUACUUGAUGAUGGAGCAUCUGGACAUUGUCUGGCUGUUGAUGCUGAUGCUGUGUCUGAUCUGAGGAGUGAGCUUGGCCACCAAUUAGCGGAAAAAAGCCUGAGUCAUAAUCUGAGGGGGAUAGGUGCAGUGGUCUAUAGAGUAGUCGAGCUGAAAGAUGACCAAAUUCUAAAAGUAAGCCUUAGAAGUAUCGACUCUGAAGAUACAACAUCCAUAUCACAGAAACAUGGAGGUGGUGGCCAUCUAAAUGCAAGUUCAUUCAUGAUAAGCCGUCGAGAGUUUGAGCAAUGGAAGGUAGGUUGUACAAAUGGCGCUGCGAAUUUGGAUUAACCGCAGUAUCUUCAUUCUUCAUGUUCACGAGGCUUUGCUAGUUUGCUUUGCAAAUGUGCUUGAUGAAGGUUAGAAGUUAGAACGCACGUGGAAUGGAUGACUUUAGUGCUAGUAUGUGUUACUUAAGUUUCAAAUGGGCCAUCCUACAAUGGGUACAUCGUUGUUUUUAGACAUUGUACUCGUUUUGUUACCAGUUAAUCUUUGUAUGAAUUAAAUUAAUGAACAGAGUAAAAUGCCAAAAUGAUUUUUUCUU